UGAACUUCAGCUCUUUCCCGGGGGCCUUUGCAUUCAGGCACACCUGAAGUGUCAGGACACAGCCCAGGCGGCAGGCAUCAAUCUACCAGCAUCACCAGUGUCCCUGCCUUUCUUUCCUGUCCAGUUGAGAUCAUUCAAACACUGGUUUUUCACUAUUGACAAGAAAAGACAGUCCACACAACAGCAAGUAUAUACUGGUUAAAAUUUUUCCAUUUUAACUGUUUGUUUUGUAUAUGUGGUGAAAAUGAGAAUUUCAGACACAGGCACGUUGGGAGGCUCCUUUGCAGUGGGGAGCUCCGCGGAGCUACAGAGGAGGCCGACUGGGAGUUGUAGUUUCUUUUUCUCUUCGAGCUGAGCUGCAAGCCACAGGAUCGGACGGGGAGCCAUCCGUUUCUUUUACAGUAAGUAGGAACAGCAAUGGACCAAAAUGAAUGCAGUCACUCUGGACUGUAUAUGGAGAAGCAACGUGCCGGAGGGUCAGAGCUGAGGAUCCUUCUCGUGGGCAAAACGGGAACUGGCAAAAGUGCCACAGGGAACAGCAUCCUCGGCAAGCAAGCCUUUAAGUCGCAGCUGAGCACCCAGACCAUCACGAAGACCUGCAGUGGAUGUCAAGGAAGCUGCAGAGAGAGAGAGAUGCUCAUUAUUGACACGCCAGAUUUGUUUUCUGGGGAGGACCGCUCUGAGUCCUUGUACAGAGAGGCCCAGCGAUGCUACUUACUCUCGGCCCCAGGGCCCCACGUGCUGCUCCUGGUGGCUCGGCUGGGCCGCUUCACGGCCCAGGAUCAGCAGGCCACCCAGAGGCUGAGGGAGGUGUUUGGAGAGGAUGCCAUGAGACACACAAUUGUCCUCUUCACCCACAAGGAGGACCUCGAGGGAGGCUCCUUGGCAGAGUACAUCCAUGACUCCGAUAACAGAGCCCUACACGAGCUGGUGGCAGCAUGUGGGGGCCGAGUGUGUGCCUUUAAUAACUGUGCUAAAGGGCGUGAGCGAGAUGACCAAGUGAAAGAGCUCAUGGAGUUGAUUGAGGGCCUGGUGACAGACACACGGGGUGACCAUUAUACCAACGUGCUCUAUGGCCUAGUAACAGGGUUAGAAUGUGGACCUGUGCGGUCAGAGGAAAGGUUAAAGGAUUUCAAAAAGAGUCUUAUAAAGUACAUGGACAUUCAGAGAAGUCACACAACCACAGCCAAAGCGCAUUGCCUGAAAGGAGCCCUAUUCAAAGCACUGGUCUGCAUUUUAUUUUGUGUUCGGCUGUGCAUUCAAUUGCUAAUUCUGUUAUUUUGUAUAUUGUACAGAGUGUGCAGCUGGUUUUGCUUCUUUCUCUGUAGUGUGUACAGUAUACCCCCAAAAUUAAAGAUAAUUCUGAAAAAGACCAUUGGACAGGAACGCAAGACUCCUAGGUUAUAGACUGGUAAUUAUUUACUCACUGUCAUGUAGGGGGUGAAUCACAGUGCCUCUCCUAUAAAAUGCAGUGCCUGACCUCAGUAAAUGUUUGAGAUUCUGUGAAAUGUUGACCUCACUCAAUUUAUUAAUGAACCAAAAAUUUUUUUAAGUUACUGUUUUGAGAUAUAAUACCAAAACCUUCUGAAAGCUGUUAACAUAAAAUUCCUCUCAUUUGCAAAUCUCUAAAGCCAGUUUUAUGUUUCUGGAAAUUCCUUUUCUUCUUUAUGAUAUAAUUUCUACUAAAUAUAAUAAAAAUAACAAUGAAGUUUCUACUCAGCCUAAUAAAAUAAUAGUAAGUAAA
Molecule: messenger RNA, 1744 nt
Organism: Manis pentadactyla (Chinese pangolin)
Lineage: Eukaryota; Metazoa; Chordata; Mammalia; Pholidota; Manidae
Gene: GIMAP2
Product: GTPase, IMAP family member 2
Exons: 3
Coding region: 418-1407 (329 amino acids)
Cellular component (GO): endoplasmic reticulum
Molecular function (GO): GTP binding
Source: RefSeq, a predicted model, not a curated record